Molecule: messenger RNA, 2154 nt
Organism: Penicillium argentinense
Lineage: Eukaryota; Fungi; Ascomycota; Eurotiomycetes; Eurotiales; Aspergillaceae
Product: translation termination factor GTPase eRF3
Exons: 4
Coding region: 1-2154 (717 amino acids)
Biological process (GO): nuclear-transcribed mRNA catabolic process, deadenylation-dependent decay; translational termination; translation
Cellular component (GO): translation release factor complex
Molecular function (GO): translation release factor activity; GTPase activity; GTP binding
Source: RefSeq, a predicted model, not a curated record
AUGUCGAACCAAACCCCCGAGUCUUGGGAGGAUGAGCUCUCGCGGCAGACCGAGGGUGUCAACCUGAACGCACAAUCGCGCCCUCAGGCGCAAGCGCCAACAUUUACUCCUGGAGCCGCUUCCUUCACUCCUGGAGCUGCUUCCUUCACGCCAGGAGCCAAUGCCUUCGUUCCAGGACAGCAAUAUCAGCAAUAUGGUGGCGGUUACCCCUAUGCCCAGUAUGGCCAGCAGAACUACGGCUAUCCCCAGCAGCAGGCCUACGGCCAAUACGGCGCAUAUGGCCAGCAACCCGGUGGCUACAACCAGUACUAUAACCAGCAGCCUGGUGGUUUCCAGCAGCAGCCUCGCCAGAAUGCCCCUGCUGCUGCGCCUCAGGAGCCCGCCCAGCAGGCAGCCCCUACCCAGUCCGCCCCCAAGCCCGCCGCUUCUGCCGCUCCCCCUAAGGCCAAGGUCCUGUCCAUCGGCGCCACCACCUCCACUACCGCCCCUAAGACCAAGGUUCUCUCCAUUGGAACUCCUACCGCAGCCGCGAAGACAGACUCCACCUCAAAAGGUGACUCGAAGGGACCUGCAGCUGCUGAGGCUGGCGCCAAGGUCGCCGCCGCAAAGGCAGUUGAGAAGACUGAUAAGAAGGCCGACCCCAAGGCUGCCGCGAGCGGCAAGUCUUCGCCCACUCCUUCCACAGGCCGCUCUAGCCCGGGUCGUUCAAGCCCGGCUCGCGGUGCCGAAGCUGCGAAGGCCACCCGUGACGCCAAUGCUGUUGCUAAGCAGCAGGCGGCCGAUGUCGACGAGGCCACUCUGAAGGAAAUCUACGGUGAGAAGCGAGAGCACGUCAACGUCGUCUUCAUUGGUCACGUUGAUGCUGGCAAGUCCACUCUGGGUGGUUCUUUGCUGUACUGCACCGGCAUGGUGGACGAGCGAACAAUGGACAAGUACAAACGCGAAGCCAAGGAGGCGGGUCGUGAGACAUGGUAUUUGUCAUGGGCGCUGGAUCUGACCAACGAGGAGCGCUCCAAGGGCAAGACUGUGGAAGUCGGACGUGCAUUUUUCCGAGUCACAAUCCCCGAUCCCGAUGGUCCCAUCACCCGCGAAUUCUCCAUUCUUGAUGCUCCCGGUCACAAGUCAUAUGUCCCACAUAUGAUUGGUGGUGCCUCCCAAGCCGAUAUCGGUGUGCUCGUCAUCUCUGCCCGUAAGGGUGAGUACGAGACUGGUUUCGAGAAGGGUGGCCAGACCCGUGAGCACGCUCUGCUUGCUCGUAACACCGGUGUCGCGAAGCUUGUGCUUGUUGUGAACAAAAUGGAUGACCCUACUGUCGAAUGGUCUAAGGACCGCUUCGAUGAGUGUACCGUCAAGGUUAUCAAGUUCUUGGAAGCCCUUGGCUACAAGAAGACCGAUAUCUUCUGCAUGCCCAUCUCUGCUCAGCGUACCGUUGGUAUUAAGGACCGUGUUUCGAAGGAGCUGUGCCCGUGGUACGAUGGACCAUCUCUGUUGGAAUACUUGACCGACUUCAAGCUUCCCGAGCGUAAGAUCAACGCUCCUUUCAUGAUGCCGAUCAGCGCCAAGUACCGUGAUAUGGGCACUAUGUGCGAAGGCCGCAUCGAAUCUGGUGUAGUCAAGAAAAACAGUACUUACAUCAUGAUGCCCAACCGCAGUGAAGUCCAGGUUGCCGCCCUUUAUGGUGAGACCGAAGAUGAGAUCCCGAAUGCUACCUGCGGUGACCAGGUUCGCAUGCGUCUACGUGGAGUGGAAGAAGAAGAUUUCUAUCCCGGCUUCGUGUUGUGUUCCCCUAAGCGCCCUGUUCACUGUGUGUCUGCCUUCGAGGCUAAGAUUCGUAUCUUGGAUCUCAAGAACAUUCUCACUGCCGGUUUCAACUGCGUCCUCCACGUCCACUCUGCCGUCGAAGAAGUCACUAUUGCCGCCUUGCUCCACAAGCUUGAGCCUGGCACUGGCCGCAAGAGCAAGCGCCCUCCUCCCUUCGCCAAUAAGGGCCAAACUAUCAUUGCUCGCAUCGAGGUCACCAGCACUGCCGGUGCCGUCUGUGUCGAAAACUUCGCCGACUACCAGCAGCUCGGACGUUUCACCCUUCGUGACCAGGGUCAAACAAUUGCUAUUGGUAUGAUCACCAAGCUCAUCUUGCCCGACGGCGAGGCAUAA